This is a messenger RNA of Quercus lobata, 1847 nucleotides long. Its product is annotated as cytochrome c oxidase assembly protein COX15. The coding region runs from base 223 to 1596 and encodes 457 amino acids. Lineage: Eukaryota; Viridiplantae; Streptophyta; Magnoliopsida; Fagales; Fagaceae. The record is from RefSeq and is a predicted model, not a curated record. Gene Ontology annotation, cellular component: mitochondrial inner membrane. Gene Ontology annotation, biological process: heme A biosynthetic process. Gene Ontology annotation, molecular function: oxidoreductase activity, acting on NAD(P)H, heme protein as acceptor. The transcript has 8 exons.
UUCUAAACCAUUUGGGCCCAAAUUUCUAAAACCUCUCUCUCUCUCUCCUUGCUGCUCACUGCUCAGCCACCAUCUCAGGACUCUCUCCUCUCACUUCUCAGUCACCAACUAUACUCUCUCUCUCUCUCUCAACCCAUUUUUAAAUUCACGUGACCAUCCAGCUUUGGUGAGCAGAAAAACCUUGCUAAACCCUCAGAGUCAGGAACAGACAUAUUUCCAAACAUGUUUAGUAGGUUGGCAUUUCUGAAGAGGAUCAAAGCUCCGAAUGGGGGGACAUACAAUCUUAGGAAAACAGCGACAACAACGACGUUGUCUGCUGUCUUGCCCGAGCAACCCAUUGGAUUCAGAUUCUUUGCUUCCCAAAUUGCAAAGAGGACAUCAUGCUUCAAACCUUGGCCAAAGCAGGGUGAUUAUGUGGGGUCCUUUAGAAAAAUGUCGAGCACCGCGGGGAUUGGCAUGGCAAAGAAUGAGGAGGGAUUAAAGCUGGUGCUAGUAAAUGGAGGUUCCCGUGCCCGCAAAAUGGUGGGGAUUUGGCUUUUUGGGUCUGCUGCAUGGGUGUUCAGUAUGGUGCUACUUGGUGGUGUUACCAGACUUACACGCUCUGGCCUUUCCAUGACUGAUUGGAAAUUUACUGGUUCCCUCCCUCCCCUAUCCGAGGAGGAAUGGUUGCGCGAGUUUGACAAAUAUAAGCAAUCCCCUGAGUAUAAGCGUAUAAACAAAGGGAUGAGUAUUGAAGACUUCAAAUUUAUAUAUUGGAUGGAAUACGCACAUCGUAUGUGGGGAAGGGCACUAGGUGUGAUGUUUGCUUUGCCUUUUUCAUAUUUCCUUCGUAAGGGAUACAUUACCUUAGGACUUGGACUGAGACUCUCUGCUCUUUUUGCCCUUGGUGCUGGGCAGGGUUUAAUUGGCUGGUGGAUGGUUAAAAGUGGUUUGGAGGAGCCAGCAUCUGAAUAUGCUCAGCCAAGAGUAAGCCCUUACCGUCUUGCAGCUCAUCUUACCUCAGCAUUUGCAAUUUACUGUGGCCUUUUCUGGACUGCUCUUUCUGUUGUUAUGCCUGAGCCACCUGCUGAAUCAGUAGCUUGGGUUCGUGGAGCGGCCAAAGUAAAGAGACUUGCCCUUCCUGUUGGCAUACUUGUUGCCCUUACUGCUGUCUCUGGAGCAUUUGUUGCUGGAAAUGAUGCUGGUCAUGCAUAUAAUACUUUUCCAAAGAUGGGUGAUACAUGGAUACCAGAAGAUGUCCUUGACAUGAAACCACUAAUUCGAAAUUUCUUUGAGAAUACCUCAACUGUGCAGCUAGACCACCGAAUCCUUGCAACUGCAACCCUAAUUUCAAUUGGUACUUUAUGGUGGUCAACAAGGAAGUUGGAUAUACACCCUGCAGUUAAAUCUUUGAUUGGAAGCACCGUUGGCAUGGCUGCUCUCCAGGUUACAUUAGGGAUCUCAACACUUCUGUCAUAUGUACCUGUUUCACUUGGCACUGCACAUCAGGCUGGAGCCUUAACUCUUUUGACAUUCAUGAUCCUACUCAAUCACACUGUGCGGAGGCCAUCAAUGUCCCUUCUCAAAUCUCUGCCUCAAGUCGCAAAGACAACCUAGAUAUUUUUUGGGUACAUUUUUUUUCCAAUAAGGAUUGAUGAUUAUAUCAAUUGGAAGUAACAAUUCUUUUUUCUUUUUUUCUUUUUUUCCUCUUGUUGUAUAUCAAUUUGAGUUUCUAGUUCAGGAGUUCAUUUUGUCUUUAGUGGUAAUGCAUCUAGCCAUUGCUAAUUUGCAGCCUUAUCAAGUAACAACAAUACAAUUUGUAAUCCAAAGUUCAACAGUCAUACAUAUUCCAUUUUUCUAUAGCAUCA